AUGUCCUUCGAGUGGACAUCACAACCGUUAUCCAUACAAUCGAUUGCCAGUCAAUAUACGUUACCAGUGGCUAUUCGAUCAGCGCCAGGUUUUCGUGGUUCGAAUCGUCCAGUUAUACUUUAUUCUAUCUCACGUAUCACAUUUGCUUUCGGACGUGCAUUGAGAACGAGUCAAUCAACAACAAAUGGCUAUACGAAAUAUACUCCUCUUGAUUCCGAAAUCAUUGCCAUACCUAUGAAAUAUCCCGGAUAUUUCGAAUGUUUAUCAUCAUCUCACAACGGACAACAACAGACGGGUGUUGUUCCUGACACAAAUGUCGAUUCAAUUGUCGAACGAAUGCAAGUUGAUCAUCGGUCUCAAGCAUUUUAUAUUGCAUCCGCAAUGCGUGUUUAUACACUUGAGCCUAAUGUUGACGGUCUGACGAAUCGUGUAUGGCAUCAAAUUGAACCUUAUCAAAUAAUAUUAAUCGAGAAAAUUGUUUCAAUUGAAUAUACUCCAACAGAAAACGAUGAUUUAACAGAUGAUGAUUAUGAAUUAUCAUGGUGGUUUUGUUUUAGUAAACAAGUUUUAAAUCGGACUGAAGAUGCAUUGCAAUGUGUGAUAAAUCCACAACAAACAUGUUAUAUUUCCUGUUCGUCAACAGAUGAAUUUAAUUUAAUACCUGUUGGUCAGCAGGGCUCGAGUAAUGUAAAUAAAUUACAAACAAUUAAAAAUCUGGUUGACAGAUUUCCCAUUCCGAUUGAUAUUAAAUUAGCUCAGCUGCCAGGCGCAUAUGCAUAUACAGAUUUCCUCGGUUGUUUACAAUUACUUGGUUCACGUUCUGAAGAUUUAGCUGUAUGUGCGUCACUAACAACAUCUAAUAUUGCUCUUAUUCCAAAAAAUACUCCGCUGAAAUUUGUUGUUUCACCAUUAUCGCCAUCAUCAGCGUCUCAAAUUCGUAAUGCUCUAUCGAGCUGCCAUAUUUUCACAAAAUCAUUCGAUAUGCAAAUUCGUCGUAUUAUUGCGUCAUCGAAUUAUAACAAUUCAUCACAUCGUUCUCGUUCACGAUACGCUAAAGCACAAUCAUCGUUCGAAGAGGCAUCAGAAAAAAUGGAACGAUCAAAUAGUGUUGAUCGAAGUGGAACUGUAAACAGAGAUCAAUCAACAACGGUAACUGACGAAGGUUAUCGUUCAAACACAUCAGCAUUUCAUAAACGCAAUAAUUAUCGAAACCAAAGAGCAACUAGCGCUAAUAUCGGCAGCAGUUCACAUACUGCUGUCAAAAACAAACACUCAUCAUCUCCACCACCGCCUCCAUUACCGAAAAAACCAGCGAACUUUCCUUUUCCAGCUGUAUCAUCUACUUCGGAUCAUGAAACUAGUUUAACCGAAGAUAUUGAUUCAGCAAAUGCUGCCGGCGCGAUUUUAAUGGAUACAAGCAAUGAACUAUUUUUAGCUUUAUCAUCCGAUAGUCGAUUUACAUAA
Messenger RNA from Rotaria socialis, 1464 nucleotides. Lineage: Eukaryota; Metazoa; Rotifera; Eurotatoria; Philodinida; Philodinidae. The record is from the annotation of a GenBank genome assembly.